Molecule: messenger RNA, 2728 nt
Organism: Saprolegnia diclina VS20
Lineage: Eukaryota; Oomycota; Saprolegniomycetes; Saprolegniales; Saprolegniaceae
Exons: 5
Coding region: 1-2682 (893 amino acids)
Cellular component (GO): Golgi apparatus
Molecular function (GO): transferase activity, transferring phosphorus-containing groups
Source: RefSeq, a predicted model, not a curated record
AUGUCGCCGGUGUGGUGGACGACGCUUCUCGCAUGGGUCUGCCUCCUGACCGUCGCAGCUCCCAGCAGCCACGGCACCAUUGGCAACGUGCCGAUCGACGCCGCGUACGGGCCCAUCGACGCGGUGUACACGUGGGUCAACGGCUCGGACCCGAUCUGGCAAAAGGAAAAGGCAAAGUGGCACGCCACGUGGCGCAAGGAGCACAACGAGCAUCCGACAUUGACGUCGUCGGACGAGAACCGGUUCCGCGACAACGACGAGCUGCGCUACUCGAUCCGGUCCCUGUACAUGUACGCCCCGUGGAUCCGGCACAUUUACAUCGUCACCGACGGCCAAACACCGGUUUGGCUCGACCGGUCGCAUCCCCAUGUGAGUAUUGUGCCGCACGCGGCGUUCUUUCGCAAUGCGUCGCAUCUGCCCACGUUCGCGUCGCCGUCGAUCGAAGCCAACCUCGAUUGGAUCCCGGAACUCUCGGCCAAUUUUUUGUAUCUGAACGACGACAUGCUCCUCGGUGCCCCGGUCUCGCCCCAAGACUUCAUGAGUCGCAACGGCACGCAAAACGUGUACCUCGCGUGGGAGGCGCCAGCGUGCAGCGACGAAUGCGCCAACUGGAUGCUCGGCGAUGGGGUGUGCCACCGCGCUUGCAACACACGAGCUUGUGGGUUUGACCACGGCGACUGCACCUGCGCGUCACCGCCCGUGGUAAGCGACGACUGGACACCGAUUUGCUCGGCCCCCGAAGACCUCGGUGACGGCCACUGCCAAGUGCAUUGCAAUGUGGCCGAGUGCGCGUUUGACGCUGGCGACUGCGACCCCACAGCACUCGAUCUCUUGCCGCGCGUGACGUGGAAUGCCUCGGUCAACGACGCGGCCGUGCUCUUGGGCGCUCACCGCUCGGUACUUGUCGUUGACGACAUAGGGUCGGUCGAGACAGAAUUUAGUGCACUCGUCCAGCACGCGGCCGUCCUCCGCUCGCGGCUCUUUCUCUUUUUCAAUCGCACGGUCGACGAGACGAUCACGUUGACAUUGCGAUCCUCCGCAAAACAAAUGCGACUGCGUGUUGUGCCACGCGGCGUUGCACUAGCGUCGCAAGGCUACGCCGUUGCGCGCCGAUCUUCGCUGUCCCACUUCGAUCUCGAUCUCGCAGCGAUCAGCAUCACGCCGGCGUUCCAACCGCAGCACUUGGAUGCGACCAUCUAUGUGCCAUUUGCUUCCUUGCCCGACUGGAGCGGCGACACGCGCUUUGCAGUCGACGAUGGCACGGCCAUUUCGUGCCCGGCUAUCGACACGGCGUCGUCUGCUACGGCGUUAGCCGAGAGCCAUUGCACGCUCAACGCCUCGGGCGUACUCGUGCACGCGCGUCCCGGCAAUGCGACGCGUACGAGCGUCUGCCUCUUCAACGGCGGUCGUCGCAGCUGCAUCGUGCUCACCGCACUUUCUACUGUGCUUGCGCCGACCGUGCGCACCUUGGCGCACUACGCGCUGCCCAAGACAACGCACGAGUGCCACUGGUGGGCGUGGUGCAACGCAACGUAUGCGACUCUGGCAGAGAGCUGCACGACGGCCUCGACCAAGGCGCGCAUGGCCAACGACCCGUCGGCCGCCAAGGCCAAGGCCAUGACGCUCUGUACACGCUUUGGCGCCGCCCACGGUCCGCUGUCGCGGAAUGCAACACAGUUGGUUCAUGACAAGAUGUGCCGCAUCAUGCGCACGAAAGACCAACAGCCAUUUUGGCUCGAUCCGUGUCGUCCACGAGACGUGACGUCGGACGAGGAGAUCACGUUCCUCGACCCGUUUGGGGACUCGCUCAAGCACGUCAACACGCUCUUUGAUGCUGCGUUUGGCAAGGCGCCAGUGCCGCGCCGCGUGCCAGCGCACAUGCCGUACUUUAUUCAAAAGCGAGUGCUCUCGGAGCUCAAGGCGCACUGGCCGACGCAGUUCAAUGCAACGUCGUCGCACCGGUUCCGGCACCCGAGGGACAUGCAGUUUAGCUUUGCCUAUAUGCACUAUGUGGCGAACCGUCGGCUCUUGCACCCGCCACAGUCGGCGACCGAGCUCAUCUCGAGCGUCAUCGACAUCAACCAGAACGGUCUCCUGGACCAAUAUGAGGUGCGCAACCUUCUCGGGCUCUUUCCUCAAUCCUCGCACGCGGUGCUAUACGCGUUGCUCGAUGACUGCCACCGCGCAACCAAGAGCUCGUCGUCAUUGCCGCUGCAGCUCAUUGCGGCGCACUGCCCCGGCCUUGAGCGGCGUUUGGGCCAAGUCGACGCGCGAAUGCUACCGCCGACGCACCGCCGCAUGUCGCAGGAGCAAGUCACGUUCUUGAUGCUGGGUCGAUCCAUGACCGACUACGUGCAGCUGUAUCGUGCCCGGUCGCGCCGGACCAAGUUUGUGUGUGUGAACGACGACAUAAGUAGCCCGUCGCCCGUGCUUUGCGCGAUGCUUCGAGACUUUUUUCAAGUGCGCUGGAGCACGCCGUCGCCCGUGGAGCUUACCAUCGAAGGGUCGCUCGUCUCGGAGAAACGCCGCUUCAAACCCACGCUUCACCACGACGUGGUGUACAGCGGCUUUGUCUGGCCAUACGAACUCGCAUUUGUCGGCGUGCUUGCUGCAGGGACCUUGUACGUUGUCGGGUCGACGCGCAGGCGGAGUCGCUCGUAUCACCCUUUGCCUCCGCAGUAGGACAACAAUCUAAUUUAAUUUUCUACGACAAUGUAGUACUGUCUGG